AGUGGAGCUCGGGUCAACGGGUUGGGGAGCACAGAGUCGGGGCGAUCGGGAGGACGGGUUGCCCUGAGACCCCCGGAGCGAGGCGUCGCAAGGCGCCCGCUUCUGGCCUCCCCUGGGGUCCCCGGUGCCCGCUUCCGGAAGCCCCACGCUGUCAGAGCAGGAAGCAGCUUUGCAUGGGCUGCUCGGUGCACCCGCCUUGCCCUCCUGCACGGAAGGGACCUGCGGGCUCGUCUGCGCCAGGCCCAGUAUUUCAGCUGAGGAUCAGAGGGGAAGUCAGAGCUUGCACCCGGGUCAGAUUUAAGACUCCAGCCGGGUGUGGUGGUCCAUGCCUGUGGUCCCCGCACUCUGGGAAGCUGAGGAAGGAGAAUCAAGAGUUCACUGCCAACCCUGGCAAUUUGACAAGACCCUGUCUCAAAAUAAAGGGAUAGGGACGUAGCUCAGUGCUAAGGCUCUGAGUUCAAUCCCCCUACUCCAAAACAAGACAAGAAAGCACUCCGGGAGCAGAGGCCUAACUUGUCUUUGUGUAUGUUGGGUUCCUAAGGGUACAUCAAUGAGGAGGGAGCAGAGGACAGGAUGGCUGGGUGAGGCACAGUCCCUACCCAGGCUUGGGGCAAGGGUGGGAGGUAGUGUGCACACCCUGGGGGACGGAACGGAGGCUAGGGAAGGGCAGGCAGGGCAGAGCCCAAUCUUGCUGGGCCUGGGCUCACAUGAUGAAGAUAGCGAGCACGCCCACUGGCCCCCAGAAGGGGGCGCUUUAGAAAGUGGACCUGGAAGGGCCCAUCUGUUGAGGCCUUUAAGCAAAGGCCUGAAGAGGGUGAGAGGGACAGCAAGGACACAGACAGGAGCAGCACUGAGGUUCCGGUUCUGUGGGGACCUGGACUGUCCCGACUGGGUCCUGGCGGAGAUCAGCACGCUGGCCAAGAUAUCCUCUGUGAAGCUGAGGCUGCUGUGUAGCCAGGUGCUGAGGGAGCUUCUAGGACAGGGGAUUGACUAUGAAAAGAUCCUGAAGCUCACAGCAGACACCAAGUUUGAGUCCGGUGACGUGAAGGCCACAGUGGCAGUGCUGAGCUUUAUCCUGUCCAGUGCGGCCAAGCACAGCGUGGACGGCGAGUCCCUGUCCAGUGAACUGCAGCAGCUGGGGCUACCCAAAGAGCAUGCAGCCAGCCUUUGCCGCUGCUACGAGGAGAAACAGGGUGCCCUGCAGGAGACCCUGCGUGCCUGUAGCCUGCGUGUGAACAGGCUGGUGAGCGUGGGCUGGCGGGUGGACUACACCCUGCGCUCCAGCCUGCUACGCUCUGUGGAGGAGCCCCUGGUACACCUGCGGCUAGAGGUGGCAGUGGCCCCUGGUGCCCCGGCCCAGCCUGUGGCCAUGGCCCUGUCAGCAGACAAGUUCCAGGUCCUCCUGGCAGAGCUGAAGCAGGCCCAGGCCCUGAUGAACGCCUUGGGCUGAGGAGGAGGAGGAACUCAGCUGCCCUUCUGUGUCAAGCUGCUGUCCCUUGACUUCAGGGGUCAUUUCUGGCCGAGGGUGGGGGUGGGGCUGGCCAAAGCCUCCUGAAUCCACUGGCUGGCUUCCCACUCUUGAGUUCAGCAGGGGCUCCUGAGAGCCUUUCCUGCAUUGCCUCCCUCCCCUCAAAACAGAGGAAGAAUAAAAAGAGCAUAAAGGAG
Molecule: messenger RNA, 1665 nt
Organism: Heterocephalus glaber (naked mole-rat)
Lineage: Eukaryota; Metazoa; Chordata; Mammalia; Rodentia; Bathyergidae
Gene: Commd4
Product: COMM domain containing 4
Source: RefSeq, a predicted model, not a curated record